CCCGCUCGGCCGUGGCGGCGGCGCCUCAGGGAGUUGGUGAGUAAGGUACCCGCGCGCUGACGGACCGGCUGAGCGCCCCCGCGACUGGUGAAUGUGCACACACGCGGACGCACUCUUUGAGCCAUUUGACAAUAAGCUGCAGACCGCCUGCCUCUUCUAAAUAUGCUGAACCUGAGGGCUGAGAGUGUCAGGACCCACACUCGGCAACAUGUCAGCAGAACUGGAGACGUCAGAAGGGCUGGAUGAGUCUGAGAAAAAGAGCUCUGGAGCCCUAGAGAGGGAGAAUCACACCAGAAUAGCCGACCUCUCAGAGCUCCUGAAGGAAGGGACCAAGGAAGCACACGACCGGGCAGAAAACACCCAGUUUGUCAAAGACUUCUUGAAAGGCAACAUCAAGAAGGAGCUCUUUAAGCUGGCCACCACUGCACUUUACUUUACAUACUCGGCCCUCGAGGAGGAAAUGGACCGCAACAAGGACCACCCGGCCUUCGCCCCCUUGUACUUCCCCAUGGAGCUGCACCGGAAGGAGGCACUGACCAAGGACAUGGAGUACUUCUUUGGUGAGAACUGGGAGAAGCAAGUGCAGUGCUCCGCGGCCACCCAGAAGUAUGUGGAUCGGAUCCACUAUGUGGGGCAGUAUGAGCCUGAGCUGCUGGUGGCCCAUGCCUACACCCGCUACAUGGGGGACCUCUCGGGGGGCCAGGUGUUGAAGAAGGUGGCCCAGCGGGCUCUGAAACUCCCCAGCACGGGGGAGGGGACCCAGUUCUACUUGUUUGAGAAUGUGGACAACGCCCAGCAGUUCAAGCAGCUCUACCGGGCCAGGAUGAAUGCCCUGGACCUGAACCUGAAGACCAAAGAGAGGAUCGUGGCGGAGGCCAACAAGGCCUUUGAGUACAACAUGCAGAUAUUCAGUGAACUGGACCAGGCUGGCUCCAUGCUGGCCAAAGAGACCCUGAAAGACGGGCUCCCUAUGCAUGAUGGGAAAGGAGACGUGCGCAAAUGCCCCUACUAUGCCGCUCAGCAGGACAAAGGUGCCCUGGAGGGCAGCAGCUGCCCCUUCCAAACAGCCAUGGCCGUGCUGAGGAUGCCCAGCCUCCAGCUCAUUAUUGCCGCCAGCGUGGCCCUGGCUGCCGGACUGUUGGCCUGGUACUACCUGUGAAGGACCCCACCCCACCACGCUGGUGCCACCUCCCGCUGUGACCACUGGCCCCACCCCACUAAAUGACCACCUCAGGUGACUUUUUUUUUUAAUGCUGCGUAUGAGAAAACAAGCAGCUAAUAAAAGCCAGAUGCUAAAGCCUCUGCCUGCCAGCGUCCUCUCUGCAGUCCAGGUGCUGAAGUGGGCUCAUGCUGCUCCCUGCAGUCCCUGGGCACCUGGGGCAGCAGCAGCUCAGUGCAGGCCCAGGACACCCAUACCUCUGACCCUCCGGGCUCAUUCCCUUCUUCCUUCUGGUCUCUCAGCACUUUGGGGGUGGCUUUCCUCUGUUGGGAGUGCUGUGGGAGGGAGCGGGGACCCACUGGGCUCUGCUGCGGGGCUUCUUGUGGGGGCCCAGGAUCCCUGUCCCGGGCUGCCAGCCCUCCUUCCUCAACCAGAAAACUCUGGGAGGUCCGUGCAGCCCACGACUGUCCCCUCUGACCUGUGUAAAUAUUCCAGUACUCAAUAAAGCAGACUCUGCAAGCUU
This is a messenger RNA of Trichechus manatus latirostris (Florida manatee), 1682 nucleotides long. RefSeq names its product heme oxygenase 2 (gene HMOX2). Gene Ontology annotation, biological process: response to oxidative stress; heme oxidation; heme catabolic process. The transcript has 7 exons. Bases 209 to 1159 code for a protein of 316 amino acids. The record is from RefSeq and is a predicted model, not a curated record. Gene Ontology annotation, molecular function: heme oxygenase (decyclizing) activity; heme binding. NCBI's taxonomy places the organism in Eukaryota, Metazoa, Chordata, Mammalia, Sirenia, Trichechidae.